Molecule: messenger RNA, 539 nt
Organism: Paramecium tetraurelia
Lineage: Eukaryota; Ciliophora; Oligohymenophorea; Peniculida; Parameciidae
Exons: 3
Biological process (GO): positive regulation of translational elongation; positive regulation of translational termination
Molecular function (GO): translation elongation factor activity; RNA binding; ribosome binding
Source: RefSeq, a predicted model, not a curated record
UAUAAAUUAAAUGUCUGACGACGAGAAUCAAUUUGAGUAAGGAAACGCUGGAUCAUCCCACACCUACACAGAAAGUGCUGGCUCAUUAAAGAAGGGAGGCUACGUUAUGCUCAAAGGACAUCCAUGCAAGAUUACCGAUGUGUCUACAUCCAAAGCUGGAAAGCAUGGUCAUGCUAAAGCUUCUAUUGUUGGAAAGGAUAUUUUCACAAACAAAACUUACGAAGAUUCAGCCCCAACUUCUCACAAUAUUGAUGUUCCAUUUGUCACCAAAAAGGAAUAUACUUUGAUGGAUAUCUAAGGAGAUGGAUUUGUUAUUCUUAUGAAUGAGGAUGGAUCAACUAAAGAAGAUCUCAAAUUACCAGAAACUGAAGAUGACUUCAAUUUGGUUAAGGAAAUCAGAGACUAAUUUGAUGCUGGCAAGGAUUUGUUGAUAUCCGUUCUUUCAGCCAUGGGAGAGGAAAAAAUUGUUGGAAGCAGAGAAGCUUAAGAUAAAUGAUUCACAUUAAAUAUAUAGUAAAUAAUUUAUUCUUCAUAUAUAA